Messenger RNA from Talaromyces stipitatus ATCC 10500, 1326 nucleotides. Its product is annotated as phosphatidylserine decarboxylase family protein. Gene Ontology annotation, biological process: phosphatidylethanolamine biosynthetic process. NCBI's taxonomy places the organism in Eukaryota, Fungi, Ascomycota, Eurotiomycetes, Eurotiales, Trichocomaceae. The record is from RefSeq and is a predicted model, not a curated record. The coding region runs from base 1 to 1326 and encodes 441 amino acids. Gene Ontology annotation, cellular component: mitochondrion. The transcript is spliced from 2 exons. Gene Ontology annotation, molecular function: phosphatidylserine decarboxylase activity.
AUGUCUUGUCCUUGUUCAGCUUCUAGCGUUCCCAAUAUUCCUCGGCCUGGAGCUUGGCUACCAAGUAACCCUCACAGACUGUGGGACUGGAUCAAUAAAAAAGUCGAAUCGCUGGAACCCAAACCUACUCAGCGUCUUCUGCAAUCUGUUAAAGACUUCAAGAUACACGUUCAGAAUGACCCUACUCUCUACAUGCUUUUCACUGAAAUGCUCGAUGAGGUCCCAGCUAAAUAUGUAAAGGACCCGUCAGGGAAGCGACCCGAGGUCAGAGAUCUAGAUACAUUAUUCACAUUCUUUGACGAGAUAUUACGACAACCACCGUCCUGGGAUCCCUCUCCACAGAUUGGGACUCCCGUCAACGCUGUUCUCGAUUGGCCUAUGGGCACAAAAGCUGGGUUUGCCGCUUUCCUUCGAGAUGAUGUGAACGCUCAUUUUAAGAGCAUGUUACAAUCCUGGGGUGACUUCUUGAGUACAGAAUACUCUUGCUCAACCCUCACCACGGAUACGGGUGGCUGGUUCUCUGUAGAGGCACUGGAAAGUGAUCACAUGAAAGAUUUUGCGAAGACUUUCCGUUGUGAUCCUAAGCUGAAGCAUUGGGGCUUUAAGUCAUGGGAUGCGUUUUUCACUCGUGACUUCAAUGAAAUUGAUUCGAUUCGUGCAGUAGCUGAAGCAGGAAAUACUGGCGUCAUUGUCAGUGCCGCUGAAUCAACGCCAUUUGCCGUGCAGACUGGGGUUCAGGCACAUGACAAGUUCUGGAUAAAGGGCCAGCCAUACUCCUUGAAGCAUAUGCUUGACCACGACUCUCGUGCAGGUCUUCUGACUGGAGGAACAGUCUACCAAGCAUUCCUGAGCGCCGACAGCUACCACAAGUGGCAUACUCCUGUUAGCGGAACCAUUCUGGAUUAUCGAAUGAUUGACGGAACCUACUAUUCGGAACCGUUGUCGACAGGAUUCAGUCCUGACUUGGGAGAUCCCGAUCCAGACCCUGGCGCUGACUCCGCUUCUCAGGGGUACAUAUCAUCCGUUGCAGCUCGUGCGGUUAUUUGGAUCCAAGCUGACGGCCCAGCUGGACUUAUAUGCCUGGUGUUUAUUGGUAUGGCAGAAGUAUCCUCUAUUGAAGUCACUAUGCCCGUGGGUAAGCACUUUGAGAAGGGUGAAGAGCUUGGCAAGUUCCAUUUUGGGGGAUCUUCGUUUUGCAUGAUCCUUCGGCCUGAGCUGGAUGUGCAAUUCUCGCUUCCAGACGACUGGAAGGAUCGGCCUAAAAAUAUGAAGCAAGUGAAAGUCAGAAGUAAGCUUGCUACUGUGAAAUUCGUCAUUUCUACCUAG